CGUAAAGUUUGUUGUGAUGUAAACUUGACGUGCAGUCGGCUUCUACUUUUGUUGAUAUUAAAAUAGUACAGUAUAUAGUCAGUAUUAAAGCCUCCAAUGUGUACAUUAGCUCCCGUGCGUCUCGGAAUUAUUAAUUGAUAAAUAAUGCUCGUUAGACGUAUUUACAAAUACGCGAUAAUUCAUAAGUGCUAGUACUCAAUUUUCCUUGUUAAAAAAAAGUGCCACUGCCGGACAUGGAAAAAAAUGUUUACCUAUUAUUGUAUUUUUUUAGUUUUUGGAACGAGGCGCCCGCUAAUCAGAUUCCCUCCAGAUUUAGACAUGUACUCGUCCAUGAUCUAAGCACGGAAUUUGAAAGUGACCACCACCGACAAGGUUUCCGAAACGAAAUGAUGACUUCAAACCAUGCCGCUGGCAGUCCCAAGAAUCCGUUAUUUACAAAAUGGAGUCCAUGGUCGAGAUGCGAGGAUUGUUUGCAGAGACGUAUGAAGAAGUGCAUCAGCCCGAAGUGCAAGCAAUCGAAGUUGUACGAAGAACGGCCGUGUCCAAGGCGGCGAUGUCAAAGGCGCCGAAGAGGCCAAGUGAACGGUGAUUUUAGAAUAAUACAUGUUGACGACGAUAUGAGAAAAGGAGGUGCGUCACUCCCAGGACGUACUUGGACUAAAUGGUCCAAAUGGUCAAAGUGCAGCCAGAAAUGUCGUACGUACAGGUACAGAAUGUGCAGAAAACCCGAAAAAUGCAAGAAAAGGAAGCGUCAAAAGCAAGGGGCGUAUUGUUACCACGACAAUUCCAGAUGUGAGCGGUAUGUGUUAGACUUAAUGGACACGAAUAGCAGACGAAUAGACACGACACGAUACGAGUAUAAUAAUAAGCCACCACAAGUUCAAAGCACGGAUGAACGGGUUAACGUUAAGAAACCUAAUUGUGGCAGAGCGCGUCGAAAAACGAAGAUGUUAAAGAUUAUCGGUGGAAAAGAAGCGAAAAAGUACAAAUGGCCUUGGCAUGUUGCUGUUAUCAAUAGAUACAGAGAGGUAUUUUGUGCCGGCACACUAAUAGCACCACGCUGGAUUUUAACAGCAGGUCACUGUGUCAGAAGCUAUCUACGAGUUCGCCUAAACGAACACGAUUUAAGUAGCAUCGACGGUCGAGAAUUGGAGCUAACGGUCCAAAAAGUAUUCACGCAUCCCCGUUUUAAUCAUCAAACGGUCGAUAAUGACAUAGCACUCCUUCGAUUACCUCGAGCAGUUAGUUUAACACCUGUUUGCCUGCCGACUACGGAACCCGAAUCUGAAGAGAUGUGUUCCGUCAUGGGAUGGGGUAAGCUUAAUAGCAGUGACGAGUACGGUUCGACGGUGUUACACGAGGCGAAGAUACCCGUGGUACCGUGGGUAACUUGCACGAGAUCGUACAAAAAGUACUUUUUAACGACAAACAUGUUUUGCGCUGGUUGGGCGUCUGGCAUUGCCGAUACCUGCGCAGGUGAUAGUGGCGGAGGGCUUAUGUGCCCAUCUCGGAACGGAACUAAACCCAACCGAUACUCGAUCCAAGGAAUAACAAGCUUUGGAGAUGGCUGUGGACGACGUAAUAAAUAUGGCAUCUACACAAUGGUGUUUAAUUACUUAGGAUGGAUUAAUUACAUUAUCGAGACUUAUUCAUAGUGGUAGCUAGUUAGGUAUUUAUUAUUGUUAUUGUUAUUAUCGUACAAACGUUUAUAAUAAAUUAAUUUUAAUAAUAAAUUAAAUAACCCGUU
Photinus pyralis (common eastern firefly) is the source of this 1747-nucleotide messenger RNA. RefSeq names its product proclotting enzyme-like. Bases 234 to 1655 code for a protein of 473 amino acids. Lineage: Eukaryota; Metazoa; Arthropoda; Insecta; Coleoptera; Lampyridae. Gene Ontology annotation, molecular function: serine-type endopeptidase activity. The transcript has 6 exons. The record is from RefSeq and is a predicted model, not a curated record. Gene Ontology annotation, biological process: proteolysis.